GACCGCCUUUCGGACCAGCGGGAUCUCGGGGCGCCCAGUUUCUCCUCCAGGCCUCCCGCCUCCCUUUCUCCAGGCACCUCUCACAAAUCACGGGUGGGAGGCGGCUUGGUUUCCCCUGCGCGGGGAGCCGCCCCCUGCUUUCGCAGGGCUUUGCAGCACUGGUGGCAGUCGCUGCGCUCGGGCACUGAGAAGCAAUUGAUUCGUCUCCUGCCAGCAGUCUGGAGUUGCCUACGUGGACGGCAGAGAGGGAGAGAGAGAGAGAAGGAGACAGAGAGAGAGAGAGAGGCUUGCAGAGCGAAACCCUCAUCCCUGCGAAGUGCGGUCUGAGGAAAUCAAGCUUUUGCCUUGUCCACUGGCUGGUCUGAGUUUUUCUCCUCUUCUGGCAGCGGCACCUCCGCGGAGCUUUCAAACCAAGUCAUCGGCAGUUAGCAUCUUCCCACCCAGCAGGGAAGGCGGGAGUUGGCAGGAAUUUGGCUCCCCCAUUCCCCCUGUGAUCCUCCAGUGUUGUGAACUGCUGCACCUCCGCCAUGACAGACACAGUCCUCAGCAACAGCUCAAGCCGCUGGAUGUGCCCCAGCGCCCGGCCCCUGCAGCCCGGUGAUAAAGAACAGCUCCAGGGAGGCUGGCCCAUCCACCCCAGUGGUCAGCCGGACAGACAGAGGAAGCAGGAAGAGCUGACAGAUGAGGAGAAGGAAAUCAUCAACAGUGUGAUUGCUCGUGCUGAAAAAAUGGAAGAGAUGGAGCAGGAGCGAAUUGGGCGCCUGGUGGACCGUCUGGAGAACAUGAGGAAGAACGUGGCUGGGGACGGCGUGAACCGCUGCAUUCUGUGUGGAGAGCAGCUAGGGGUGCUGGGCUCCACCUGUGUCGUGUGUGAGGACUGUAAGAAGAAUGUCUGCGCCAGGUGUGGCGUGGAGACCUCCAACAAGCGCCCACAUUCCGUGUGGCUCUGCAAGAUCUGCAUCGAGCAGCGGGAGGUGUGGAAGCGCUCUGGAGCAUGGUUCUUCAAGGGCUUCCCCAAACAGGUCCUCCCACAGCCUAUGCCUAUAAAGAAGGCCAAACCCCAGCAGCCUGUCGGCCAGCCUGCUGCCCCCGAGCACACAGCCCGGGCUCCGACACAAGGCAACACUGAGGACAGGAGGGGCCUGGGUCAGAAGGCAGGCCCGGACCCAGCCUCUGCUCCUGGACGGGGCAGCCACGGGCCUCCUGUGCGCAGGGCCUCUGAGACGCGAAUGAGCUCAUCCAGCCGGGGCCCAGAGAGCUGGGACCAAGGCCACAGUGGGGGUGCUGCAGGAGACACCAGCCGGAGCCCCGCAGGCUUGAGACGGGCCGACUCAGCCCAGGCCCCCCGGCCUGCCCCCCCCUCCGUGCGGAGCCCGGUGCCCGCGCAGCCAGCCACCCUGGGUGCCCUGGAGUUCAGCCUUCUGUACGACCAGCACAACAGCUCCCUGCAGUGCACCAUAAUAAAGGCCAAGGGACUGAAGCCCAUGGACUCCAACGGCUUGGCUGACCCCUACGUGAAGCUGCACCUCCUGCCAGGAGCCAGCAAGUCCAAUAAGCUUCGUACAAAAACUCUACGGAACACCCGGAACCCCAUCUGGAAUGAGACACUCGUCUAUCAUGGCAUCACGGAUGAGGACAUGCAGCGAAAGACUCUCAGGAUCUCCGUCUGUGAUGAGGACAAAUUUGGCCACAACGAGUUCAUCGGUGAGACCAGAUUCUCACUCAAGAAACUGAAGCCCAACCAGAGGAAGAAUUUCAAUAUCUGCCUGGAGCGCGUGAUCCCAAUGAAGCGUGCGGGCACCACGGGGUCGGCCCGAGGCAUGGCCCUUUAUGAGGAGGAGCAGGUGGAGCGUGUUGGUGACAUAGAGGAACGUGGCAAGAUCCUGGUGUCUCUCAUGUACAGCACACAACAGGGAGGCCUCGUUGUGGGCAUCAUACGCUGUGUGCACCUGGCCGCCAUGGAUGCCAAUGGCUACUCGGAUCCAUUUGUCAAGCUGUGGCUGAAGCCAGACAUGGGCAAGAAGGCCAAGCACAAGACCCAAAUUAAGAAGAAAACCCUGAACCCUGAAUUUAAUGAGGAGUUCUUCUAUGACAUCAAACACAGUGACCUGGCAAAGAAGUCGCUGGACAUCUCUGUGUGGGACUACGACAUCGGCAAGUCCAACGACUACAUCGGGGGCUGCCAGCUGGGGAUCUCGGCCAAGGGCGAGCGCCUGAAGCACUGGUACGAGUGUCUGAAGAACAAGGACCAGCGGGUGGAGCGCUGGCACCAGCUGCAGGACGAGCACCACGUGUCCAGCGACUAGCGCCGCCGCCC
Molecule: messenger RNA, 2317 nt
Organism: Condylura cristata (star-nosed mole)
Lineage: Eukaryota; Metazoa; Chordata; Mammalia; Eulipotyphla; Talpidae
Gene: RPH3A
Product: rabphilin 3A
Exons: 20
Coding region: 528-2306 (592 amino acids)
Biological process (GO): intracellular protein transport
Cellular component (GO): membrane
Molecular function (GO): small GTPase binding
Source: RefSeq, a predicted model, not a curated record